UCAAAAAAUCCAACUAAGCAUAUAGUUCAAACAACGCACUGUAGCCUACAUGGAGCCAUUUACGCUUGAUGUGUUCAUUUCAAAACGAUUUGUGUCGGCCUCACUCACCCACAGGGUGACAAGUAAGCAGGUUGCAGUUGCUGGUACCAACUCUAAAGACAUUAAAGCUGUACUCAAGUCCCGGUCAGAUAUACCAGCAUGUUUGGCCGUUGGUGCUAUUCUGGCCGACAGGGCAAGAGAAGCUGAUGUGUAUACUGCUUCCUACACGCCGAGGGAGAGGGACAAGUUUGAAGGGAAGAUCAGAGCAGUGGUUCAAUCCCUUAUUGAUAAUGGGAUUGAUGUCAAAAUUUAUCUGGACUGAAUCCAGUUGCCUGCCUUUGUUAAUUAACUUUCAUUCGGACCCAUGGGGACGGAAAAUGCUGUGUAACCCUAGUUUUUUAACUUAUGAAGGCAUCAUGCCAUUAUGCUGAGAAUCAAAGAAUGGUGUGAA
Juglans regia (Persian walnut) is the source of this 490-nucleotide messenger RNA. RefSeq names its product 50S ribosomal protein L18. The coding region runs from base 50 to 361 and encodes 103 amino acids. The transcript has a single exon. Gene Ontology annotation, cellular component: ribosome. Gene Ontology annotation, molecular function: 5S rRNA binding; structural constituent of ribosome. Lineage: Eukaryota; Viridiplantae; Streptophyta; Magnoliopsida; Fagales; Juglandaceae. The record is from RefSeq and is a predicted model, not a curated record. Gene Ontology annotation, biological process: translation.